Diplodia corticola is the source of this 2268-nucleotide messenger RNA. Its product is annotated as c2h2 type zinc finger domain-containing protein. The transcript has a single exon. Lineage: Eukaryota; Fungi; Ascomycota; Dothideomycetes; Botryosphaeriales; Botryosphaeriaceae. Gene Ontology annotation, cellular component: chromatin. Gene Ontology annotation, molecular function: RNA polymerase II cis-regulatory region sequence-specific DNA binding; DNA-binding transcription factor activity, RNA polymerase II-specific. The record is from RefSeq and is a predicted model, not a curated record. Bases 1 to 2268 code for a protein of 755 amino acids. Gene Ontology annotation, biological process: regulation of transcription by RNA polymerase II.
AUGGACAACGCGCGCCGCGACCGCUCGCCCUCGCAGGGCCAUCAGCCUCAUAUAAGCCCGCACGCCUCGCCGUCGCCCCAUCAGAGCUACCAGAAUAUCGCCGGUCUCGGUCUCGAUGCCAGCUCGCUGACCCCCGACAACAGCGCCUUCGCGUCCGCCUACGACUCGUCCAACACCGGCCAGGGCUACCUGUCGCCCACUCACCAGCAGCAAUUCGCCAGCCAGCCCGACAUCGCCAACGGUGCCUUCCUGCACACCCAAGGCCUGCCUUCCAACCACCCCAGCCCCCAGUUCGGCCCCCAAGGCGGCAACAUCUACUCCCAGGAUCUCUUCGCCCAGAACAACCCCGCUGCAGACAACCAGGCCUUUGAUGCCCAGUUCCUCACGGGUGGCGCCGGCAACCAGGGCUCGUCCAUCGACCCGUCAAUCUUUCUCGACCCGCAACUUCAAGAGCAGUCCAUUGAUCCUACCAAUCUCAUGAGUCACCAAAUGUCCACCACCGCGCAUUCCCCCACCCCUCCCCACCUCCUGCAGGCCGACAUAUCGCGCCAUGCCAGCGCCAGUCCCCACGCCUCUCCAAACAUAAAUCAGGGCGGGUUCUCGGCGGGCCAUUCCAGGCAGCAGUCGCUUGACCCCAGCGCCGCGUACGGUCAAGGACACGGUGGCGAUUGGAACGGCAUGGCCUUCAGAGGCCACCGCCGGGCGCCUUCUGACACGUACUCGGAUGUGUCGUCGAAUCACCCUUCGCCGUAUCUAGGGAACAAUGACAGCUUUGAUCACGAAAACCCGUCACCUUUGCUCGGCGCGCAGCAAGAUAACUCCAUGUUCCAGGAGGUCAUGAACUUUGGCCAAUUUUCGUUGUCUGACAAUCCAAGCCAGGCCGGCAUCACGCCCGGACACAGCCCUCACAUCUCCCCUCGCCUUGCCCCUCAGCAGCACAAUUUGCCUCCGUUCACGGCGUCCAAUAACUAUGGCCUCAUGCCUGUGGUGAGCAACCAACCAGGCAAUCCGUCGGGUAUGGACAUGUUCCCUGGGAGCGGCCAGGAGCCGUUUCCGGCACUGAACCAAGAGUACGGCGCGUCGGACCAAAUGUCGCCGCCCGAGAUCAACAUCGAUUUCGCCCCGCCUUCGAGGCAGCAGAGCUUUGAGCCUCCGAAGCCCGAGGGUUCCGAGAACGCGCUGAGCCCGCCGAAUAGGAGCCUGUCGCGCAACCGCAUGCGCGCCAGGUCCGACCCAUUCAGCGGCGCCAGCACGCGCGCAUCGACGCCCGCCAGCGGCAACGCGUCUGAUCCGGCCUCCUCCCUGCACCCCAACGCUGCCAAGGUUCCGACUUCGCGCUCAACCUCUCCGCAUGGCCUGAACCGCGCCUCGCGCCGGUCUUCUACGUCGAGCAUCCCCCAUCGCGACUAUAUGCUCGGGCUCGCUGAUCCGAAUCGCCCCAAUCCAAACAACCCCACUUCUGCUGCAUCUAGCCCUGGCGCCAUCCCCGAGCAGCUCGUCACCCCUAGCCCCGGCGGCUCGAAGCGUACCCAGAAGCAUCCAGCAACCUUCCAAUGUAGCCUGUGCCCCAAGCGCUUCACACGUGCUUACAAUUUGCGCUCCCACCUCCGCACGCAUACAGACGAGCGGCCCUUUGUGUGCAGCGUCUGUGGUAAGGCCUUUGCCCGCCAGCAUGACCGCAAGCGCCACGAAGGUUUGCAUAGUGGUGAGAAGAAAUUCGUUUGCCGCGGCAUCCUGAAAGAUUCCAGCGGCUGGGGUUGCGGUCGCCGCUUCGCGCGCGCCGAUGCUUUGGGCCGCCACUUUAGGAGUGAAGCAGGUCGCGUGUGCAUUCGUCCUUUGCUCGAGGAAGAAGCGGCCGAGAAGGGUUGGGAGGUCCCAGCCAUGUCUAGCCCAUCGCAGCAGCAACAGUCGUCGCACUCAAUGGACCAACUCGACCCUCUUGGAGCGCAGCCGCAAGGGCUGAGCAUGAUGAUGCCCCAACACCCGCAGGGCUCGCAAUUCAAUCCGUUCGUCCAGCAACAGCAACCUGCCGGCUUCAAUUCUGGCAUGGGUGGCGGCAUGGCCUUUGGACUUCCGCAAGCGCUGCUACAGCAAUACCCCGCCCUCGCCGGCAUCCAGUGGGAAUCAUUGCCAGCAAGCAGCAACGACGAUCUUGUCGAGGAUGAUGCCAUCAGUGGACGGAGCAGCUUUGACGCGAGUUCUGGCGGUGAGAUGUUUGAUGAUAACAGCGGGUGGGAGCAGACGCUUAGCGACUACGAGGGCAGGUGA